AUGAAAAUUAAAGCCCUCUCCCGCCCAACAGCGUCGCAGCAGGCCCCAGGAUCCUCCGUGGUCCGCCAGUCGCGGAACCUGGAUCCAUCUCAACAUCCUUUUGAGCGGGCCCGAGAAUACACUCGAGCUUUGAAGGCCAUCAAAAUGGAGCGCAUGUUCGCCGCUCCUUUUAUUGGUCAAAUGGGGGAUGGACAUGUGGAUGGGGUCUAUACCAUGGCAAAGGACCCAAAUUCAUUGGAACGUUUCGCAAGUGGCAGUGGCGAUGGUAUGGUGAAGGUUUGGGACUUGACAACCCGGGAGGAGAUUUGGCACACACAAGGGCACGAGAAUAUGGUCAAGGGAUUAUGUUUUACUCCAGAGCGGAAGCUGCUGUCCUGCGCCAGCGACAAGACCGUCAAACUCUGGGAUCCGUAUCAUUCAUCGCCCGAGGCUGCGCCACUGGCAAGCUAUUUGGGCCCCAGUGCUUUCACAGGCCUUACCAUGCAUCGGGAUCAUCCUUCUUUCGCGGCAUCUUCCUCCGUGAUCUCGAUCUAUGAUCUUUCUCGCCCGUCCGGCGCAGCUUCGCAGACACUGCACUGGCCCACCAGUGUUGAUACAAUUACCUCGGUCGCUUUCAAUCAGACCGAGACAUCUAUCUUGGGCUCUACUGCCCUUGAUCGCUCCGUCAUCAUGUACGACCUUCGUACUUCCUCGCCUGUCCACAAGCUGGUCCUGAAGUUCGCAUCCAAUGCUAUCGCCUGGAACCCUAUGGAGGCUUUCAACUUUGCAGUGGCGAACGAAGACCACAAUGCUUACAUCUUCGAUAUGCGAAAGACAGAUCGUGCUUUGAACGUGUUAAAAGACCAUGUUGCUGCCGUUAUGGAUGUUGAAUUCAGUCCUACUGGUGAGGACUUGGUCACAGCUUCCUACGACCGUACCGUCCGUCUUUGGAACAGAGCUCGUGGACAUUCCCGGGAUGUCUACCACACACAGCGAAUGCAACGUGUCUUCUCCGCCAAAUUUACACCCGACAGCAAGUAUGUGCUCUCUGGAAGUGACGAUGGAAACGUGCGUCUGUGGAGAUCCAAUGCUUCGGACCGCAGUGGCGUCAAGAGUGCACGCCAGCGUGCCAAGUUGGAGUAUGACCAAGCUCUUAUCAAGCGCUACUCGCACAUGCCCGAAAUCCGCCGCAUCAAGCGCCAGCGUCACUUGCCUAGACCAAUUAAGAAGGCCGGUGAAAUCAAAAACGAGGAGUUGUCGGCUAUCAAGCGUCGUGAAGAGAACGUGCGCAAGCACACCAGCAAGGCUGAUCUGAAGCCACGCAAGAAUGAGCGUGAGAAGAUGAUCUUGACCCGGGAACAAUAA
Messenger RNA from Penicillium chermesinum, 1344 nucleotides. Its product is annotated as rRNA-processing protein SOF1. Gene Ontology annotation, biological process: maturation of SSU-rRNA from tricistronic rRNA transcript (SSU-rRNA, 5.8S rRNA, LSU-rRNA). NCBI's taxonomy places the organism in Eukaryota, Fungi, Ascomycota, Eurotiomycetes, Eurotiales, Aspergillaceae. The record is from RefSeq and is a predicted model, not a curated record. Gene Ontology annotation, cellular component: small-subunit processome; nucleolus. Gene Ontology annotation, molecular function: protein binding. The transcript is spliced from 4 exons. Bases 1 to 1344 code for a protein of 447 amino acids.